Molecule: messenger RNA, 1029 nt
Organism: Necator americanus (New World hookworm)
Lineage: Eukaryota; Metazoa; Nematoda; Chromadorea; Rhabditida; Ancylostomatidae
Exons: 1
Coding region: 1-1029 (342 amino acids)
Source: RefSeq, a predicted model, not a curated record
AUGAAAGAAGAUCAUCGUCGGUGGACAUGGGAAUCGCCCAAUGGCGCGACUCGUGCGGAGAUCGACCACAUACUCACCAACCGGAGGUGGUGUCUACUUGACUUCUCAGUAGUACCAUCCUCUUGUAGUGGUUCUGAUCACCGUCUCCUUCGUGCGAAAAUACGACUUAGCCACACGAUGGAAAAGAACAUCUGCUAUCGACAACGAGGGAGUAAAGAAGUAGUCUACGACGAUUGCGUACUCGAGUACUCCUUGUUCCAAGGUGACUGGCACAUCGAGGAGGACCCAAACGUGGACUACGAGGUGCUGCUAAGAGGAUUACGAGCCUGUGCUGAGCGUGCCUCGAAGCCGCGCACGACAAACUUGGAUCGAAUUUCGAAGACCACUAAGGAAUUGUUGGAAAGAAGAAGGGCCUUGAGGCUUGAUCCGAAUGCAUCGCACAUUGAGCGGUUAGUAGCAAACACUAGCUGCAGAGAAGCGUUGCAGGAGGAUCUUUUGAAGUAUAGGCAGAAGAAGAUUCUGGAAGCAGCACAAAGAAGAACGAGUCCAAAGAAGUGCCGCAGGGAUCUCCGCGAAUAUAAUAUUCCGCUAGCAACCUUGCUGAGCGAAGACGGGACUCGCACGUCUUCUCGUCGUGAGAUGGAGGUCAUUACGGAGAGGUUCUACCAGAACCUUUACCGUUUAUCAACUCCUGUGUCAAGCCCGAUCAUCCCCACUGGUGAAGCUCCACCACGGAUUCUCCCUUCGGAAGUACGAGUCGCUGUCAAGAGCAUGAAACCUGGCACAGCCCGCGGACCUGAUUUCAUAUCAGCAGGCUUUCUUCGGGCUGGUGGCCAUCCGCUUCAUGUAAUCUUAGCAGCGCACAUGACAUCCUUCCUUCAGAAAGAAAGGAUCCCAGACCAAUGGAAGACCUCGCGAACCGUUCCUAUCCAUAAGAAAGGUGACCGACAGGACCUUCGGAACUACCGUCCGCUUGCUGAGCGCGUUAUACAAAGUAUUCACCAAGAUCAUCCUCACGCGCAUAUCUAG